GUUCUGGUUAGGGUUGCCUGCUCACAUGGUGCUCCUGGAAUUACUUGUUGUGGAUCAGGCAUCUGCAAGAUAAUUGUUGUCAUCAGCUACAGACACAUUCUCCUCCAAGCACAUUGGUCCCAGCUGACCUGGUGGUGUGAACUGUUUUCAUAAGCAGCAGCUCAGUAUGUUGGGGCUUUUAUUUUUUUGUUGGGACACGUCCUGAUCUUUGACUCUCCUGACCAGGCUAAAUAGCUUUGAGAAGAUGAGCCUGUACUCUUCAAUAAGAGAUAUGAAAUUAAGAGAAAAGACAGAUGAGGGGCAAAGGGGGAUAGUUAAAGUGAAACAGAAGCAUGAUCAGAGAAAAAGCAAGAGGCGAACAAAAAGAGAAAGACAGAGAAAAAAGAGAAAAAAGAAAGAGGAAGGGAGGAAGAGAGAUUGGGAACAGAAAUGGGGUAUACCCGUGUUACCCCAGGGAUAAAGGUUUACCAUCUGUUAAAACACAAAUGGAUUAUCCACUCCAGAAAAAAAGGUAUAAUAAUGAAUCUUUCAGUGACAAAUUGUGAAAAUAUGUAUCUUAAUAUGUACAACCGCAAAUUAUAGAGUUGUAAAUAAGGAUAAACUCAAGAUCUGUUAAAGUCAAAUUAAGCAUGUAGAGAUUUUUUCUAGAGGGAGGUGACACUGGGCAACACAGAAAGUAAGAGGAGGAUGGAGAGAGGGAGGGCCAACAGAUAGACAGAAAAGGGAGGACCAAUAGAAAAAGGGAGGGAAAGAGAGAGCGAAAAAGAGAGAUAGAGGAGGGUGGAGAGGAGAAUGAGUCGCAUAACAUUCUGGGAACAUAAAAUAAAAAGAUGGAGUGUACCUUCUCCUGAAAAGGUAAGUAAUGAGGUUAUGACUGGACACAGAGAGAAAUGGAGAGGGAGAGGCAAGGAGAGAUGGCAUCAAGCUGGGAAAAAGUAGGGGAUGUGUACCAGGUUUGGCUGGCUGAAAGGAAAGGAUGGACAGAGUAGGGGUGAAAUGGUACACUGAAAUGGGAAGAAGAAAAGAAUGGAUGGAAGACUUACUGUGAUAGAGGGAGUGAGAAUAUAUAGAACUACUGCUAGCGGGAUGUGGGUUUGCGUGUGUGUGUGUGUGUUCACGCCUGUGUGCAGUUGAGAGGUGUGGUGUUUAUCUACUUGCGUUGUGUAUUCAGGGACAACAGUACUAGGGUACUAUUCUGCUGGGACUUCGUUCAGGUUGUGAAAUAUGAUGAAGGAGGAAGACAAUGGCGGUGAUUAAGAUGCAUCUGUGUAAUGUUUCCAUAUUCUAAAGUAGCCUGUAUGCACACUGUAAUAACAACUGGAUUCCUCUUUUCUCUAUGGCCCUCCAUCUUAUUGGUUCUCCCAUGUUCCCCCUGCCCCUUGCAACCUGUUUGUGUAUUCUUCCCUCUACUCCCUUUUCCACCUCUGCUUCCUUGCUUUCUCCAACAAAACCUCUCCUACCCCCCCCCCCCUCACUGAUUGAAUUCUAUUCAUCUUAUUCAAAGAUUCUUGGAACAAAAACGUAAAAACGCUGAACUGUCAAAUGCCUAUUGUAGUCACUCUGAGAACGAUCUACCUGCCAUAAUUUAAACCAACGCUGUCACUUUCAUGGAAAUACUGAAGCGCUUUUUUCCCCCUGAAGCCAAUUCCUUAUGUAAGAUCCGUUUAAUUAUCGCACAAGGCAAACUAAAUGGAUGUGGGUAAAAACAAGCAGUACUGUUGCACAUGAUAGACUUCGUUGUCAUGUUACGAUGUGAUGGUUAAGCUAGGCUAAUGUAACUGACCUGAAAGGACCUACUGAUCUCCGGAACGCAGCUGAAUAGUUAACACCGUCCGUUCCGCGCUCCUGAAGGAGGGCGUUGUCUUGGACUAGUCAGGCUGUGCAUUUUCAGUAAGUACCACUGAGACGGAGGGAGGACAUUACUCUUACCAUCAACAAGCUGGAGAAUUGAGACUGUGGCAAACCCACAGAGAUCAGAAACACGCAUCCUCACACACAAACGGAUUGCAAAAAAAAAAAAAACAUUGUGCGGGUCAAAGCGACCAAUUAUCAAGCAAUAUCACUUUUAGACGCUAAUCCCUGACGAUUCCAGGAGAGAGAAAAUGUGCCUGGACGGAUAGCGAGCAGAGUCACUACAGGCCUUCAGACCCAGAGAUGAUUUGCUGUAAUCCUCAAAGUGUAGGAUAACAACUGGCCCAGACUUCUGUGACCUCUCAUCCCACCACCUCCUCUGUCUCCUCCUCGGUCUCCUUCUCCUCCUCGGUCGCCUUCUCCUCCUCGGUCGCCUUCUCCUCCCACAUCUAAACCACUCUGUUCAACUCAUUAUAUCUAACCUCCGAGCUGUGAAACGUUCUCUAUUCCCCGUGGCACAGACACACAUGCUGACUGGAUUAACGUCUCUGCUUAUGGAAAUCAACAUGAAGAUAACAUAACCUGACUGGCAGAGAGGCCUUGAAGACUGAUUCUCCUGGAUACGGACUGAGCAGCCAGAUGCUACUCCUGAUGGGUCUGGAGGCAGUAGGCUGUUAGGCAGGCCAGGCCAUGCUGCUUCCCGCACCUUCGUCCUCUUCCAUGCUGCCUCCCACUACUGGGUGCCAUCAUCAUCAUCAUCCAUACCGUUAUCUUCAUCGCUCACCAAUGCCACAGGAAGCAAGGUGGCUCAGAGGGGACAGGCUGAACCUCUGAACUACUACGGACAGUGUGGACUGGGACUGGGACUGAAAAAACACACACCAACACACACACACACACACACACACACACAGUCAAAAGGUCCUCACUUUCCCAUCUACAUAGUGUAAAAGUCCUCACUUUGAUAGCAAUUCAAGUACACACAUACUGGGACUGACAUCAAACACUGACACACACACACACACUGCCAUCACACCCACACUAAACACACACAUACUGAGUCACACACUGACUUGUCACACACACACACAUUAACAGCCCCAAGCUUUGGAACUGACAGAAGAAGAUAGAAGACACAAAGAGACUUGGCACUGUGAGAACGACGGCACCAUGGCUGCAGAGAGUCUGGCCGAGCUCCGCGAUUGGCUCUUUCUGAUUCUCCUGUGCUUGACUCUAUUGGCUGAGAUGCUGGAGUUGGCGGCGGCAGCAGCAGUUGCCUUGGAGGAGGGCGAAGAGGAUGUCCUGUGCCCGUCUGUCUGCCGCUGUGACGAGGGCUUCAUCUACUGUAAUGACCGGGGCCUGAGCUUGAUCCCUCCGCUGCCGUUAACGGCUACCGUCCUCUACCUACAGAGCAACCGGUUGGCCAACUCCGGCCUGCCGCCCUCACUGGAGCGCAGCAGUAGUAUCCGUGUGGUCUACCUGUACGCCAAUCAGCUGGACGAGUUUCCCGUACACCUGCCGCCGUCGCUACGGGAACUGCACCUGCAGGACAACAAUAUUCGGACGUUGCCGCGCACAGCGUUGGCCCGGUUACCGCUGCUGGAGAGGCUACACCUGGACGACAACUCCAUCUCCACGGUGAGCAUCCAGGAGCGCGCCUUCUCUGGCACGCCUCGGCUCCGCCUGCUCUUCCUCUCGCGGAACCACCUGUCCAGCAUCCCGGCCGGCCUCCCCGCCUCCUUAGAAGAACUCCGCCUAGACGACAACAGGAUCAACACCAUCCCCACGCACGCCUUCCGGGGACUAGCCUCGCUGCGGCGCCUCGUCCUCGACGGAAAUCUCCUGGCCAACACGCGAAUCGCAGACGACACCUUCUCCCGCCUGGCCAACCUCACAGAGUUGUCGCUCGUCCGCAACGCCCUGCAGACCCCACCCGUCAACCUGCCCAGCGCACACCUGCUGAGGCUCCACUUGCAGGACAACGGGCUGACCCACGUGCCCCGGGGGACGCUGGACGGGAUGAGGAGGCUGCAGAGGCUGGACCUGUCAGGGAACAACCUGACCACGCUCCCCCGGGGGCUGCUGAGGGAUCUGGACAGCCUGGAGCUGCUGCUCCUCCGAGGGAACCCCUGGUACUGUGGCUGCAAUCUGCGCUGGCUCCACGCCUGGCUGUACGGCCGCGGGGCCGGGGUGACCGUACGGGGCCUGACCUGCCACACGCCAGAGGAGGUGCGGGGCCAGGCCCUCAGGGACCUCUCAGGGCUCAUGGACCAAUGUGAAUCCCCCCUGGGAGGUGUGGGGGUGAACACCGUGGGGGGCAGAGGAAGUGUUGAUAUUGCCGCCGGCACAACCAGCGCCUUGCCUCCCACCCAGGGCACUCUGUUCACCCUCAGAGCCGUGCGGCCGGGCCUGGUGAUGCCGUUACCGCCGGGGGUGGGCGAGGGUGGGGGGCAAUCCCCAAACCACGACCUCCAGAUCACGGUGAAGCCGCUGUCUGCCGACAGUGCGCUGGUGACGUGGCUGUGCCCGCGGCCGGCUUCGUCCUUCCGGCUGUCCUGGCUCAGGCUGGGCAGCAGCGCUGCUCUGGGCUCCAUUACGGAGACGCUGGUACCCGGGGACCGGCAACAGUACCUGGUGAACCCACUCACUCCACGCUCCCACUACCUCAUCUGCUUGCUCCCCCUGCGCACAUUCUCCUCCUCCGGAGGGUCACAGAGGGGGCAACAGCAGGAGAAGGACGUUACAGACGAGACCCCCGCCUGCGCUCAGAUAGAGACAGGGGACGCUGGGAGCCCCGAGGGGGGAGACAGGGCUGGCGAGUCCGAGCCAGAGAUUGCCGCCCUCCCGUUGGCCGGGAUCAUCGGCGGGUCCACGGCAUUAGUCUCUCUCCUGCUCAUCUUCGGCAUCUUCUGCUGGUAUGGCCAGCGCGCCGGCUACGUCUCCGGGGAAACGGACUCUUACGGGGUCAGAGGUCAGCGUGGGGUCGGUAAGCCCUACGACGACUACGUUGAGUCAGGCACCAAGAAGGACACCUCCAUCCUGGAGAUCAGGAGCCCCGGCUUCGCCAUGACGCCAAUGGCGACUCAUCAGCCACUGCAGCCCAAAGGAGGGGAGGACGUCACCUAUGUGCACACCAUCUUCCCCUCGUCGCAUGGCAACGGCACAUACCGGAGCAACCAGGGUCACAACGGCAUCAUCACCCAGCUGGGUCACACGGCGGGCUACGGGACCAACAGAGGUUACCGGGAGCAAGGGAUGAUCCCGGAUAUAGACUACACCUAUACGUGAUGAACACCUCAGACACUUUUCUCCCAACCGCCGUCGGCCGGACACCGUUCUAAGGACACGGCUCUAGCCGGCGGUUGGUCGGUGGGUUGGUCUCUUUGGUUCCAAAGUACCCUCUGUGCCUCCUCGGUUCUGCUCUGAAUCUGAUUGAUAUAUUACUUAGUUGACUGGCUUGGGCUGCUGUGUUUGUCCCCACCGGGCUGCCAUACUGUAGAUGUUAGCCGGGUGACAAAAGUGGGCUGCUGUGUUUGUCCCCACCAGGCUGCCAUACUGUAGAUGUUAGCCGGGUGACAGAAAGUGCCAGUCGAGUCAUACCUCGCUGGGUAUUGACCUAUGUUUCCAAUGCUUCUCAUGUACAUUGUUUUGAGAUCUCUGUAUCUUUGAAAGCUUAUGUACUCUUCUUCUAUUCCAGACAGACAGGAUUUGAGGUGGAUGUUUAGGUGUAGGCAACAUUUAUAGGGAAAUAUAUACGAGACAGAAGUACUUUUGUAUAGAGAUAGCUAUACUACUACCACCUUCUGCUGUAUGCACUGUGUAGAAACAAGGGAAAGGGUUUGAUGGUAGUCAUAACAACCUACCAACAACACAUCAUGACUGACUGACAAAAAGAUAUGUUCCCAUCUUAGUCCCCUACUUUUCGCCACUUUUUUUGGUUUUUUUACUUCUCUGUUUCUUUUGUGCUGCAGAGAGAGAGAGAAUACUUUGUUCUAGCUGAGAGGAGCUGACAGUUGUGAUAACUGCUCUGACAGGGACAGAGGCUCCAACUGCAGCACAGCGCCUCCCGCCGCCAGCCCGCCUGGGGACUCUAAUGAGGAAGACAGGGGGUGAGAGGAGCAGAGGGGAGUAAGAGAAGGGAGACGAGAGGGAUACAUGGAGAAAGAAGGGUUUUAUCCAUUAUUGAUAUUUUAUUACGGAAAGGGGCAUAAUGUGUAAAAAAUGAACUAAUUAAAUGUACCCCUCAUUAAAGAGAUGAAUGGUCAUUACAAGGUUAUGGAAGAAAAUUAUGAUAUUUUUGGCUGGGAAUUUUCCCCCUCCCAUAAGCACCCCGCUUUUAAAGAAGGGAUCAUGUUACUUAAAGCAUGUCAUGACAAUAUGGAAAGCAGGUGUGUUAACUAGACAAUCAGAAAAUUGACAGUAAUCAAAUGGAAUAUAUCAAUCCAAAGUAGUUUUAGCACUAAGGCUUGGGGGGUGGUCUCUGGCCAGUAUCCUCCGCCUAGGGCUGUUCUUUCUUAUGCAUGACGCAACAUGUGCCUGGAUACAGCCCUUAGCUGUGGAAUACUGGCCCAUUAGCACAAAUCCCAGAGGUACCUUACUGCGAUUAUAAACUGGUUACCAGAAUAACAGUAAACAGGUUGUUUUGUUACAGACCAGUGGUCUGAUAUACCACUGCUUUCAGCCAAUCACAAUCCAAGACCCGAAAUUACCCAGUUUAUGAUGUUCCACAGUCAUUGAUCAUUUGCGCUCCUAGGUUGUGCUGUUAAUUUCUGAUAGUUUCCAAAACACAUGAAGAUGUGGCAGUGAAAGCAGAUAUGCAGUUUGUUGACACUACAACACAGUGUAGACAUGUCUAACGGAUGCUAAUCAAUAAAACGUCUGUUCAUUUAGUUGCCCUGUUUUGCUUUCGUCCAUAGAGAAUUGUCUGCGGCGCUCUUGUAUUAUCAUAUAACCAACAAUUUAGAAUAAAGGCGCUAAUGUGGCGUUCUAAAACCUGACCAAACUCUCUUAAUACAUGGCUCUAUCAUGAUCUACUCAUUGCUACGAAAUGUGAAGCUAUCAGGAAAGAUGAAGACAAAGGCUCGUGCGUUUACACUGACAGACCCAUUCACCCCUCAAAGUCUGAACAGCAAGUUGUAACAGCCAUAGUAACUCAGUAAUCAGCUAUCACUAUGUAGCCCUCUAUUAUAUAGCUAUUUAAUACCUCCAUGUAGAUCAGAGUCAUUUAGAUCUAGUGAGCUAAUCGGGGCACAAGUGGGAUGCAGCAGUUCCAUAGUAAUCAGGGAUGACCCACACUCCAUCUCUGCACUCUAAUCACACACACACACACACACACACACACACACGGCUCUGAAGCAUAUCAGUCAAUCUGUGGCAUGUAUGAGAACGACGUGGCCUCUUGUUCUAUCCGAACUGAAUAGAGAACAGUGGGGGUGUGGGGUUGAUAUUGAACUGAAGAGAAAGACCUUGGUACAGAGUCAUAUAGUAUGAAUAUGAGGUUUUAAUAAAACAUUAUAAACACCACUUCAGCCCUAUUGCUUCCUCCCCCCAUCCAAAACAGAACUGGGAGGAGAACUCCGGUGGUAGUGAAAAGCUCCAAAGCCUUCUCUAUGUCUUAGAAGUAACCUUUUCCCUAAAUCCUCUCAGCUUUCAGAAAUAUUAAAAGUUGUGUGUAUAAAUCUAAAUGGUUUGUUUGGUUGGUUUCGUUUUUCUAUGCCAAUAAAAAGGAAUUGUUCAACGGAAACUGUCUUCAGGUGAGUUUUAUUGGAAGGCGGUGGAGGGCUGUUUUAAAUGUUGCUGUAGAAAUGUAAUGCCAUCAUAUUAGAUGGAAUCAAUGUUAAGUCGACAGUAAUAUAGCUAUUAUACGGCGGGGUAAUGUUUAUUAAAAUAUUGUCUCUGAAAACACAGUGGCUGAGUUAACACUGAGGUAAUUAAGCAACCUUGGUAAGCGACUCCCUAACCGUGUGUUU
Esox lucius (northern pike) is the source of this 7820-nucleotide messenger RNA. It is a transcript of the gene flrt1b, whose product is annotated as fibronectin leucine rich transmembrane protein 1b. The record is from RefSeq and is a predicted model, not a curated record. Gene Ontology annotation, molecular function: protein binding. The transcript is spliced from 4 exons. The coding region runs from base 3022 to 5139 and encodes 705 amino acids. NCBI's taxonomy places the organism in Eukaryota, Metazoa, Chordata, Actinopteri, Esociformes, Esocidae.